This is a messenger RNA of Oncorhynchus masou masou (cherry salmon), 1315 nucleotides long. RefSeq names its product rho guanine nucleotide exchange factor TIAM1-like. Gene Ontology annotation, biological process: positive regulation of axonogenesis; activation of GTPase activity; small GTPase-mediated signal transduction. The transcript is spliced from 6 exons. The annotation marks the transcript as partial. Gene Ontology annotation, cellular component: plasma membrane; cytosol; synapse. Gene Ontology annotation, molecular function: guanyl-nucleotide exchange factor activity. The record is from RefSeq and is a predicted model, not a curated record. Lineage: Eukaryota; Metazoa; Chordata; Actinopteri; Salmoniformes; Salmonidae.
CACAGAGGAGAUCAUCGACACAGAGGAGGCAGACGACAGGGACUUCCCUGAUUGUGAAGGCCUGCUGGGGCUCGUGUCCCCAGAGGGUCUGGAGGGUGUGGACGCUGCUGGCAGGGCCAACUCCCUGGAUCAGCUGUAUGGCGGUCAGAAGACCCCAACUCGCCGGCCCGUGGCACGCUAUGCCAAGUGGCACCAUGACGCUAACCGCGAAGCCCGGGAAGGGGAGGACGAUAAGAUGCUGUCUCCGUCGGAGGAGGAUGGGAACUCGUACGGAGCGUACACUCUGCCCUGUCGACGCUCACACUGCCUGUCUGAGGGCCUGACCAAUCACCAGGCUGCCUCCUGUAACACCAUGCAGGGCCGCAGAGCACAGACCAUACAGGAUGUGACAGCCGGAGAUGGCAGUGAGUACGAGGACAGUGGCAUAGACGGGGUGACGGCUUCGGGGGCGGAGCAUCAGUCCCGGCGCUAUAAGACCAUGUCUAUGUCCUUCUCCGUGUGCUCGGCGGCGGGGCGGAGCCUGUUCGCUGGCAGUGACAGCGGAAGCAGCAGUGGGGGAGGAGCCAGUGAGGGGGUCCAGGGGGUCUACGAGAACUUCAGACAGGAGUUGGAGAUGAGCUCGUGUCAGACAGAGAGUCUGGAGGAGGCGGGGUCAGCCCUGAGUGACGAACAGAGCGUCAUGAGCUCAGCCUACCAAUCAGAUCCCCUGCUCAGCGUUGCCCAGGGAACCGUGAGGAAGGCAGGCCGUCUGGCUGUCAAGAACUUCCUGGUUCACAAGAAGAACAAGAAGGUGGAGUCUGCCACCAGGAGGAAGUGGAAGAGCUACUGGGUCUGCCUCAAAGGAUGCACUCUGUUCUUCUACGAGACAGACGGGCGGUCGGGGAUCGACCACAACAGUGCUCCUAAACAUGCGGUGUGGGCUGAGAACAGUAUCGUCCAGGCCGUACCUGAACACCCCAAGAAGGACUUUGUCUUCUGCCUCAGCAACUCUCUAGGAGAUGCUUUUCUCUUCCAGUCCUGCAGCCAGACUGAGCUGGAGAACUGGAUCACGGCCAUCCACUCGGCGUGCGCGGCGGCCGUUGCCAGGCAGCAUCACCGGGAGGACACGGUGCGUCUGUUGAGGGCGGAGAUUAAGAAGCUGGAGCAGAAGAUCGACAUGGACGAGAAGAUGAAGAAGAUGGGAGACAUGCAGCUCAGUGCCGUGACCGAUACCAAGAAGAGGAAGACCAUACUGGACCAGGUGAGAGAGAGUGUGAGCUCAGUUACCGAUACCAAGAAGAUGAAGACCAUACUGGACCAGGUGUGGGUCUGUUGA